Molecule: messenger RNA, 1261 nt
Organism: Neltuma alba
Lineage: Eukaryota; Viridiplantae; Streptophyta; Magnoliopsida; Fabales; Fabaceae
Product: alpha-latroinsectotoxin-Lt1a-like
Exons: 2
Coding region: 1-867 (288 amino acids)
Cellular component (GO): plasma membrane
Molecular function (GO): protein binding
Source: RefSeq, a predicted model, not a curated record
AUGGCACAGAACAUUGUAGGUAACAACCAAACAAAUAGCCAGAUGAGUGACGAACUGAUGAGAGAUCUCAGUGCUCUCUAUCGGGCAGCACGUCGUGGGGAUGUGCAAGCUUUGGAGCAUCUGUUGCAGCGAAACGCAUCUAUCCUUGACAACAUUCCAGAUGACGGCUGUGAAACUCCCUUACACAUAUCUGCACUGCUAAAUCAUACUUCAUUCACACAGGUUCUUCUCAAUCGUAAUGGCGACCUCGCUACUAGAAAGGAUGCUUCUGGAAGAACAGCCCUCCACUUGGCUUCUGCAGAGGAUAACUUGGAGGCCGUGCAGAGACUGCUAGAAUUUAAUGAUGAGCCAUGCUUGGUUGCUGAUAGAAAAGGAAGAAUUCCUCUGCACUAUGCAGCUAUGAGGGGGAGGACAGAGGUUGUGGAAGCGUUGGUCAUAGCACGGCCAGAUUCUCUAGGUCGUUUUGACCCAGAAAGGAGCACUGUUUUUCACUUGUGUGUCACAUACAACCGUUUCAAGACUCUGCAAGCAUUGGUGAAAUUGGACUAUGCCACUGCUAAUGUUACUGUAGGCACGCCUCGUGCUCCCAUCUUUACGCUCCCUGAUCGUACAGGAAACACCAUUCUCCAUUUAGCCGUCAUGUACAUGCGAGAUGAGGAGGCUUCAUUCAACAAGGCUUAUUAUCCCGAGGCAAUACCACAAACUCAUCAUCUGACGCCCUCAACUGCACGACCCUUAAUGAUCUUCAUCAGUAUUGUCCAGGACAACCAGUCUCAUCCUUUCGUGACCAACAAGGAUUUCGGGACUACGUGGAAUACCUUACUACGUCUUUUUAUGGAUCAAUUUGUGUCACCCUCUUGCUUGUAAGUGGAGUUCCUUUGCAGAACAGUGUAGUCGUAUGGAGUCUAUCCUUGGGCAUGUUGUUCACUCUCUUCUUUCUUGCACUUGCAUACAUCACCGCCCUCGACCUUAUGACCCCAGCCCAUCUUUUGAUAUCCAAAUUGGACAUCGUCACUCCCUGUGCAUUUGCCUUGACUUUUGUGAUGUAUUUGAUUCUAAUGUUUCUGAUUCCUUGCAUCCGGGCUUUGUCAUUGAAAAGUGCGCAGAUUAUGAGAAGGUUAUCAGGAAUCUGAAGUUAACAAGUUGCUGCUGAUUGAUCUGUAGCUACCAGUCAAUGCCCACCUGUGUCGUCGGCAAGAGAAAAAGCAAUAGAUCAUGCGACAGUUGCUUUUAUAAUUAUUGUUCAUACUUUUUGUAAAUA